AUGAAAGUAUACUGUCUAGAGACUGUGGAGGGGCUAGUGACAGAGGAGAGUCUAGAGAGAGUGGAGGGUCUAGAGACAGUGGAGGGACUAGUGACAGUAGAGGGUCUUGAGACAUUGGAGGGUCUAGUGACAGUAGAGGGUCUAGAGACAGUGGAGGAGCUAAAGACAGUCGAGGGUCUCGAGACAGUGGAGGGUCUAGAGACAGUGGAGGGUCUAGAGACACUGGAGGGUCUAGAGAUAGUGGAGGGUCUAGGGACAGUGGAGGGUCUUGAGACAGUGGCCUGUCUAGAGAUAGUGGAGGGUCUAGAGACAGUGGAGGGUCUAGAAACAGUAGAAGGGUCGAGAGACAGUUGGGCGACUAUUGACAGUAGAGGUUGUGACGGCCACUUUAUUGGGUUCUUUAAAGUCGAGAAUCUAGGGAAAGUAGAGGGUCUAGAGACAGAGGAGGAGCUAGAGACAGUGGAGAGACUAGAGAGAGUGGAGGUUCUAGAGACAGUAGAUGGUCUAGAAACAGUGGAGGCUCUAGGGACAGUGGAGGGGCUAGAGAUAGUUGAGGGUCUAGUGACAAUGAAGAGAUUAGAGACAGUAAAAGGUCUGGAGAUAGUAGAGCGUCUAGAGACAGUACAGGGUCUAGAGAUAGUGGAGGGUCUAAAGACAGUGAAGGGUCUAGAGAUUGUAGAGGGUCUAGACACAGUAGAGGUUCUAGGGACAGUAGAAGGUCUAGUCAGAGUCGAGGGUCUAGAGUCAGUGGAGAUUCUAAAGAUAGUAGAGGGUCUAGAAACAGUGGAGAGUUUAGAGAAAGUAGAGAGUCAAGAGAUAUUGGAGGGUCUAGAGACAGUAGAGGGUCUUGAGACUGUGGCGGGUCUAGAGACACUAGAGUGUCUAGAGACAGUGGAGGUGGAGGGCCUAGAAACAGUGGAGGGUCUAGGGACAGUGAAGAGUUUAGAGACAGUAAAAGGUCUGGAGAUAGUAGAGCGUCUAGAGACAGUACAGGGUCUAGAGAUAGUGGAGGGUCUAAAGACAGUGGAGAGUCUAGAGAUUGUAGAGGGUCUAGAGCCAGUAGAGGUUCUAGAGACAGUAGAAGGUCUAGUGAGAGUCGAGGGUCUAGAGUCUGUGGAGGUUCUAAAGAUAGUAGAGGGUCUAGAAACAGUGGAGAGUUUAGAGAAAGUAGAGAGUCAAGAGAUAUUAGAGGGUCUAGAGACAGUAGAGGGUCUUGAGACAGUGGCGGGUCUAGAGACACUAGAGUGUCUAGAGACAAUGGAGGGUCUAGAGACAGUAGAUGGUCUACAGACAAUGGAGGGUCUAGACACAGUGGGUGGUCUAUAG
Molecule: messenger RNA, 1326 nt
Organism: Procambarus clarkii (red swamp crayfish)
Lineage: Eukaryota; Metazoa; Arthropoda; Malacostraca; Decapoda; Cambaridae
Source: RefSeq, a predicted model, not a curated record